AUGCUGCAACGUCCCAUGAUGUCGUGGAUUGUGGCGCUUGUAUUAGCAUUUGUGGCCAUGGUCCCUGUGCUUGCCGACAUGCAGCACCACCGUAUUCGCAUGCACCACGACAUUAAGCGCGCACUUAAGGAGGAUGACAAGUAUUACACUCCCUCGAGGUUCAUGGAUGUGUCGUCUCAAUUUGAUAUGGAUCAUUUUGGUAUCAGCAAACAACAUAAGAGUCACGGCAAGCUUAAAGUCCCUAAAGGCUCGGAGAUUCGUCACGUCAAAGUACAUGAUACUGGCACCAAUUUUCUUGCGUACUUUUCUAAGGGUGUAAAUGAAAAGAAGGUGACGCACGCAUAUGUGAUGUUCCACGGCCGUAAUCGCGAUGGUGACAGGUAUUGGUCGAUUAUGAACCGUGCUUUGGAGAGCGCCCGUAAGGACAACUAUCCAGGCGCCCCGAAGCAUGCUGUUGUCGUGGCGCCUCAAUUUUUCUCUGCCAAGCUGAACGAGGGUCAGUACGGAAACUCGACGCUCGCAUGGAGUGACAUCAAUGCUUGGCAAUCGGGCAGUAUUGCUGUGCACCCAAAGGGCACGGAUGUAUCAUCUAUGGAUGCUGUGGACGCACUGGUGGACCUUUUCUCCAAUGAAAAGAAGUACCCUAACCUCAAGAACCUGACGUUGGUCGGCCAUGGCGGUGGUGGUCAACUCAUGAACCGCUAUGCGACAGUUGGUAAGGACUCGAGUCGCAAGGGUAUCCAUAUUCGCUACAUCGUUGGUGAUCCUAGCACGUCAGCCUACUUCACAUAUCAUCGCCCGAUGACUGACAAAAGUAUAGCUUCCCCCGAGACGUGCACAAGCUACAAUAACUGGCGCUAUGGAUUUGACACGUUUCCGGGAACAUUGCAGGACUCGAAGGAACCGCACGAUUACUUUAAGCAGUACAUCAGUCGCGAUGUUGUGAACAUUGUGGGUCUCAAGGAUGUGCUGGAGAAUGGUGAUCAGAAGUGUAUGGCGCUCCUUCAAGGUGGUCGCAAGCGUCGUGACCGCAACCUGAGUUGGUGGCGCUACAUUAAUAUGUUGGGUCGCACCAACGAAAACCUUCAUGGCUUCCCAGGCAAUUUCAGCGAUCUGCCUGACUGGUCGAUGCACUCGAAUGGCAUCAUCAAGACUCGCCUGACCGUUGUCCCGCACGUGAAGCAUAAUGCUGAAAAGGUGUUUGGCAGCAAGCAUGGUCGAUCGGCGUUAUUCGAUCACUACGAUGUGGACAUGGGCUGGCGUCCCGAUGGUUGGACGUAUCAUGCACCUAAGGCCCGGAUCGCUUUGCAGAAUAAGAAGGCUUCGUCAUCGUCGUCGUCAUCGGCGUCGUCAUCGUCAACGUCGUCAUCAUCGUCGUCAUCAUCGACGUCAUCAUCGACGUCGCAGCCGCCAUCGUCGACCUCGUUGUCGUUGUCGUCAUCUUCGGUCUCAUCGUCAUCGCCAUCAUCUUCGUCGACACCGUCCGAAUCAGCUUUGGGUGGCAAGGUGUUUGCGCACGAUGGCAGUGCAUCGCACUCCUGCUCGCUCUUUUCUCUACUUGCACCGCUGGUGUUUGUAUGUGUUAUCAUGAUGCUCUAA
Molecule: messenger RNA, 1599 nt
Organism: Malassezia restricta
Lineage: Eukaryota; Fungi; Basidiomycota; Malasseziomycetes; Malasseziales; Malasseziaceae
Product: SRP40, C-terminal domain protein
Exons: 1
Coding region: 1-1599 (532 amino acids)
Source: RefSeq, a predicted model, not a curated record